AUGGCAAAAAUUAUAGAAGUUAAGUAUCAAUAAAACAUUUUAGUAAGGGCUUGUUUGGAGAAGCAAUGUCAAUGUAAUUACAAUAAAACAGAGUCUCUAAGACGAGUAGAUACAAAUUGUAAGUAUUUUAAUAACAUUAAGAAAUAAUUCUAAUUUACAGGAUCACACUGCCCUUAACUUAAGAUAUACUCUCUGUAAACUAAGUAAGUUUAAUAAAUUAAUUUAUAAAGCUAAAUCAAUAAUCCUAAAUUAAUUGUGAAAUUAGUUUAUAAGUACCUCAUUCACAAACUGCUAAGCUAAAAGAGAUAAAAGUGAUCAAAUGCUAAAAGAUUGGAAUGUCUCAUAAAAGGAAGCCCGACACGAAAAAUAUAUUAAAGUCGUAAGAGGAAAAAUACAAUCCACCUUUACUAUAAAAAUACCUAUGA
This is a messenger RNA of Paramecium sonneborni, 425 nucleotides long. The record is from the annotation of a GenBank genome assembly. Lineage: Eukaryota; Ciliophora; Oligohymenophorea; Peniculida; Parameciidae.